AUGGACCCCACCGCCUUCCUCGGUGACGGACUGGUGCAGAAGCAACGCGAAGAGGAGUUGCAAGAAGCCAAGUGGCGCGUGAAGGGAGAGCAGAAGGAGAGGGAACGCCAGGCGCCAGAAGACAAAAAGUUGUCAAACCUUAAGGUGCCAGAAGACAAGAAGUUGUCAAAUCUUGAGGCGCUAGGGCCAGUUGGUGAUCGUGUUCCUUCCAACGGGCCUCCGCCGAGAAUGAAGGCAGCGGGCCCAGGAGAGCUUUAUGGUCCUCGCAUUCCUCCGCCUCCACCGGCGCUAGGGCCAGUUGGUGAUCGUGUUCCUUCCAACGGGCCUCCGCCGAGAAUGAAGGCAGCGGGCCCAGGAGAGCUUUAUGGUCCUCGCAUUCCUCCGCCUCCACCGGCGCUAGGGCCAGGAGAAGUUCAUGGUCCUUGCAACCCUCCACAGGCGCUGAACUACUUGAACUUGAACAAGAAAUAUGAGGUGACCAACAAGGUGGUACCUAUGGGACGCCCGCACACGCCAUUUCUUUCCUGGCACGAGGAGUCUUUAGCAUCCGUGAAGACGUUAUUAACCAAGGUCUCGCAUUCCGACAGAUGGGCAGAUGCUCCGGUUCAGGACGACAAGAAUUCCACCAUACACAGCAUCCAGACGGAAGGACAAGGCUUUACUACCGAAGAGCUGGCCAGAAUCCGUGAGCAGUUCGGGCUCAACAAGCCAAAAAAACAAAGUUUCACUCCGAAGGAAGAUGAGGCGCUGCAUCGGAAACGGAGCUGGAAAGAGGGAAAAGAAGACUUCGAGAGCGAUAGCUUGGAAGGCCACAAGGACAAACUCUCAAGGGUGGGUGACGCAGUCCAGACCGUUGGGAAAGACCACCAGGAUGAGGCUGCAUGCAGCGAAUCAGAUACAACAGAGGAUAGUUUGGCCGAAGAAGUCGGCGUGAUAGAUGAGGCAGCCGCAGUGCGUUUUGAAGAGUGGCUUCAGGGCAAGAGGGACAGAGUCGAAGAGAAGGACUACAUGCAUUUCAAUCGAAAGGCCUACAGAGACUUAGUUGUGGAUCCAGGUUGGAAAGUCACGACAAAGCCGCAUGACGAAUGUGGCUUUCCUGAUCCAGGCAAAACGGAUUGGAAUCAUCCUGAGAAGGUGUCAGAACACUACUAUUGGUGCAUGGGUGGCUUGCCAGGCAUGGAGCGAGGUCUCCUCCUCAAGCCUUCCAUGGAUCCGCCUCAAGAUCCGCCGCCCAAAACACCACCCAUCGCCCUGGGAUCUGCUCUCAAAGAUCGCCAUCGCCCAUUCAAGCCUCGGUCGCCUUCGCGAUCUCCUGCCCGGCCGCCCGCACGAUCUCCUGCUCGGUCGCCUUCGCGGACUCCUUCGCAAAAAGUCCGACAACGAGGGGGGAGGAGGCUUCAAACAGCUCGACGGCGGAGUCGCACUCGCACCCCACCCAGCCGCAGGGUUCCGGAGCGAUCCAACCCGGCCCUGGAACAGUUUCUCAUCGACCGUGAGAUCAAUGAAAAGGCAACGCAGGUUCUCCGCCAGGCGGCUCCUGAAGUGCAGGAGCAACUGCUACGAACCAUUCGCUUGGACCAUGCAUACAACCCUUCGGGGGUUGCGCUCACGAAGCUCCGGGAGCUCGAACUCCCCCGGGGCCGUCCGACGCCGCCCGAACCACGCGACGCGUGGACCCGCGCGACAGGAGACGAGAGACCCGAGGCGCCGAGGAGACGGGACGGACGCCGAGCAGACGCCUUCUCGGCACGGAGGAUACUGCUUGAAAGAAUCCUGGGAGAGCCAGACUUUGCACACUACCAAAGGGAGGGGCGACACGAAUUGGUUCCGGUGAGGCAGAUCAAACAAGUUCAAGAAGACCCACGCGCUGGAACUCCUGUCCUCAUCCGAUGGGACUUCAACAACUACACCUUGGUCUAUGGAUCUCUGUCGCAGGCCGAAGGUGGAAAUGUCCGCGCUUCUGUCUACGAUUGGGACACUGUACCAGCACCCCUUGCAUGCAAGAUGGCGCUGGACAGCCAGGAUUUGAGAGAUGCCCUUCGUCCUUUCCUCCAUGGCAAGCGGCAUGCGCUCUAUGAUCCGGCGGAGAACAGGGAGGCGUGGAAGGACUACUCCUCAAAGCGGGCGCUUGUUGAAGUGCAGUACAUCAGACAUUCGCACAAUGAGGUCAAUCGCUACUUUGCACAUGGUGAGCAUGCCAACAGUUCAGUGCUGGACUUGAUCGAGGACCUCAUCAAUGAGAAAGCCCACCCACAGGAUCUUACUCCCUUCGUGGUGAUCCAGUUCACCAAGCUGGAGUAUUGGGCGGUCUUUGGGAAUCGACGGCUCAAAGCCCUGAAAGAGUUCCAAAAGUACCUGGAUGACAGGCGCGACCCUCUCCAAGUGAAGGCAAGAUGUCUAGUCUGGAAAAAGGAAGAGGUGCCAGCAGUCCUUGCCUGCAAACUGGCCAUGAGUACAACGACCACGAACCUCGGCAAGUUUGCGGAUUGGGCUGACAAGAAAGGAAAAGGCAAAGGAAAAGGCCGUCGUUGA
This is a messenger RNA of Durusdinium trenchii, 2532 nucleotides long. The record is from the annotation of a GenBank genome assembly. NCBI's taxonomy places the organism in Eukaryota, Dinophyceae, Suessiales, Symbiodiniaceae.